AUGUUCUCCUUCGCCAUUCACGUCUGCAGCGUCUUGCUCGCACUUUCCGGGCAUCGUUCCAUCGAGUGGGGCGUGUCCAUCGACCUCAACACCCCCGGCAGUGCCACUGUUCACCUGAGCGGUACCCUCCAGGACGUCGUGGCCCGGAUGGAGAAGGACUACCCUGGAUGGAACGAGACCUUCUCUCAGCCUGACGAACACUACGGCGCUCUCCGGCAACACAUCAGACAUUGA
Molecule: messenger RNA, 234 nt
Organism: Podospora pseudocomata
Lineage: Eukaryota; Fungi; Ascomycota; Sordariomycetes; Sordariales; Podosporaceae
Exons: 2
Coding region: 1-234 (77 amino acids)
Source: RefSeq, a predicted model, not a curated record